This is a messenger RNA of Leishmania braziliensis MHOM/BR/75/M2904, 375 nucleotides long. RefSeq lists its product as hypothetical. The record is from RefSeq and is a predicted model, not a curated record. Lineage: Eukaryota; Euglenozoa; Kinetoplastea; Trypanosomatida; Trypanosomatidae. Bases 1 to 375 code for a protein of 124 amino acids. The transcript has a single exon.
AUGUCCAGUGAGAUCGGGCUCCCGCGUCCUCAGGCACGUGAGGAGCGCCUUAUGCACCCUGUGGAGUUUAUCCAGCGCACUGCGCCGCGCCAGGAGGAGGUGCUGCGCAUGAACAACAUCCGCACCACGCACGGCUUGGGCGCCGCGACGGAGGUGGCGCUGACGGAGGUUACCCUGCUCGGCAGCCGCCGUCUCGGGGCUAUGGCUAGCAGUAACACCCUCUACAACGCGUACCGCGGUAACUUCACGGAGCUGACUCCCUGCGACGUCUACGGCCUACCGGAGAACGAUCCGAACGUGCAGCCGGCGCCGCGCGCGUUUGUGGAAAAGCAGUUCCACGGCCAUGAACUGACGAUGAAGACGCUUGGCCUGUAA